Molecule: messenger RNA, 636 nt
Organism: Humulus lupulus (European hop)
Lineage: Eukaryota; Viridiplantae; Streptophyta; Magnoliopsida; Rosales; Cannabaceae
Product: late embryogenesis abundant protein At1g64065-like
Exons: 1
Coding region: 1-636 (211 amino acids)
Source: RefSeq, a predicted model, not a curated record
AUGGCUAAUGAGAAGAACAGAAUAAACAACACAGGAGAUGAUGAUGAUGAUGAAAAAACGAUCUCAUCACAAUACGAUGAUGAGUUGAAACGCAACAAGAGGAUCAAAUUGGCAAUCUACAUUGCCAUCUUUGCUGUGUUUCAAGCCAUUGUUAUUUUAGUUUUUGGACUCGUUAUAAUGCGUGCCAAGUCUCCAAAGCUAAAGCUUAGCAAUAUCGAGUUCAAUAAUCUGGACAUUGUCAACAGUGAAUCUCCUUCGUUUGACAUGAACUUAAGGGCCAUGGUGACGAUCAAGAACCCCAAUUUCGGGCCAUACGAGUUCCACGAGACGGUGGCCACCUUCUCCUACGGCGGCGCCACCGUGGGACAGGCAAUCAUUCCCAUGGGCGACGAUGGAAUGAUGUCCACCAAAACGAUUGAUGUGAUUGUGAGUUUGAGUUCUUCUCAGUUGUCAAACACCGGUGAUCUUCGCAGGGAGUUUAGCGCCGGAACGUUGACUCUCAACAGUGUGGCCACCAUGACUGGAAAUGUCAAGCUAAUGUUUUUCGUGAAGAAGAAGAAGAAGGAAGCGCAUAUGAACUGCACUAUUACCAUGGAUAUCAAUCAAAAAAUACUCCAGUUUUUAGAAUGCAAUUGA